UGAGGAUUGCCAUCGCUUGAUCAGACGGCUCUGGUAGCUCGAUCAAGACCUUAUCUGAUAAGGUGGAAUCUCCGCCCUUUUCCUCGAACGAAACGGACCGAAACGAAGAGCAGAUCGAAGUGGCUGCCCAAGGUCGGACAUGGCGAUGGCAUUCGCAGCGCUCCUCCCCAUCGUUUCUCCGACUGCCUCGCUCGCCCUACUCGCUGGCCGCGGCUGUCUCGGCCGAACCCCUCUGGCCUUUUCCAAGUCUUCCGCACCUCGUUCUGCCGUGCUCCUGCAUUCCUCCUUCCUUUCCUCCCCUUCUGCGUCGCUGUCGUUUCCUUCCUCCGUUACUGGACUGUCUUUAGGCAUUGAUUUCGGAUGUAAUAGAGUUGUGAAACAGAGGUACCACCGUCUGGUAGUGAGAGCUGGAAAGGCUGUACUUUGCAUGACAAAGAGGAAUAGAUCUCGAAAGUCGCUUGCUCGGACACAUGGCUUCCGCAGACGAAUGAGAACCACCAGCGGAAGAGCAGUUUUGAAGCGAAGACGCGCAAAAGGGAGGAAAGUUCUUUGCACAAAGUCAAAUCCAAACAGUGGAAAGAGGGCGUGAUCACAGGUGAAGUUCUGCACCGUUACUCAGUUGUAUUCAUUCAGCUUUUCAUGCUAGUCUGACUCUGAUCCAGACAUGUCGUGUUUUGUCAAUUUUCUUGGUUAUGUAAGCACAAUCUAUUCUUAUUGCGAAGCUUGUUCAGUGUUUGGCUUGAUACUAGACGUCCAUCUGAUGGAACAGUAUCAUAUAUACAGGAAUUUUUUUCUUUUGGA
This is a messenger RNA of Zingiber officinale, 801 nucleotides long. RefSeq names its product 50S ribosomal protein L34, chloroplastic-like. NCBI's taxonomy places the organism in Eukaryota, Viridiplantae, Streptophyta, Magnoliopsida, Zingiberales, Zingiberaceae. Gene Ontology annotation, cellular component: mitochondrial large ribosomal subunit; ribosome. Bases 140 to 589 code for a protein of 149 amino acids. The record is from RefSeq and is a predicted model, not a curated record. The transcript is spliced from 2 exons. Gene Ontology annotation, biological process: translation. Gene Ontology annotation, molecular function: structural constituent of ribosome.